Molecule: messenger RNA, 525 nt
Organism: Alexandromys fortis (reed vole)
Lineage: Eukaryota; Metazoa; Chordata; Mammalia; Rodentia; Cricetidae
Gene: S100a6
Product: S100 calcium binding protein A6
Exons: 3
Coding region: 164-433 (89 amino acids)
Cellular component (GO): nucleus; perinuclear region of cytoplasm
Molecular function (GO): S100 protein binding; calcium ion binding; calcium-dependent protein binding
Source: RefSeq, a predicted model, not a curated record
GCUGGCCUCAGGCGCAGGGUGGGGCUCGGGGCGGGUCGGCACUCCUUGGGCGCGCCUCCCGGAUGCUGGCCGCUAUAAGGCCAGCCGGACCGCGACACAGUCCAUCCCCCUCGGCCACUCCUUUGGCUUUUCGCUGUCUACGCUUCUAGCCCAGUGGUCAAUUAUGGCAUGCCCCCUGGAUCAGGCCAUUGGCCUGCUCGUGGCCAUCUUCCACAAGUACUCUGGCAAGGAAGGCGACAAGCAAACCUUGAGCAAGAAGGAGCUGAAGGAGCUCAUCCAGAAGGAGCUCACCAUCGGCUCUAAGCUGCAGGAUGCUGAGAUCGCAAGGCUGAUGGAUGACCUGGACCGCAACAAGGACCAGGAAGUAAACUUCCAGGAGUACGUCACCUUCCUGGGGGCCUUGGCUAUGAUUUACAAUGAAGCUCUCAAAUAAAAUGGGAAGGCAGAGAUGCCCUCUGGAGGCCUAUCUCAAUCAAAUUCAGUGGUGGGUAAUUGUACAAUAAAUAUUUGUUUUUCUUAUGUCUA